Messenger RNA from Sciurus carolinensis (gray squirrel), 5904 nucleotides. It is a transcript of the gene Aldh1l2, whose product is annotated as aldehyde dehydrogenase 1 family member L2. Gene Ontology annotation, molecular function: aldehyde dehydrogenase (NAD+) activity; formyltetrahydrofolate dehydrogenase activity. Gene Ontology annotation, biological process: 10-formyltetrahydrofolate catabolic process; one-carbon metabolic process; biosynthetic process. The record is from RefSeq and is a predicted model, not a curated record. NCBI's taxonomy places the organism in Eukaryota, Metazoa, Chordata, Mammalia, Rodentia, Sciuridae. The coding region runs from base 104 to 2905 and encodes 933 amino acids. The transcript is spliced from 23 exons. Gene Ontology annotation, cellular component: cytoplasm.
AGGCCCACGCAGCAGCUGGGAGGUCCAGGGCACCGAGGCUGCAGGCCGCGCCCACGCGGAGCCCCUAGCCUGCCUUCCGUGCCCCUGCGCGCUCCUGUCCAGCAUGCUGCGGCGGGGCAGCCAGACGCUCCGACGCUUCUCCACCGGCCGGGUUUUUUUCAAAAACAAGCUGAAGUUGGCACUUAUCGGCCAGAGCCUUUUUGGACAGGAAGUCUAUAGCCACCUCCGCAAAGAGGGCCACCGAGUAGUGGGGGUGUUCACAGUUCCAGACAAGGAUGGCAAAGCAGAUCCACUGGCUUUGGCUGCAGAGAAAGAUGGGACCCCUGUGUUCAAGUUUCCUAGAUGGAGGGUCAAGGGCAAGACCAUCAAGGAGGUGGCAGAGGCCUACAGAUCCGUGGGUGCUGAGCUGAACGUGCUUCCCUUUUGCACUCAGUUCAUCCCCAUGGAUGUCAUUGAUGGCCCCAGGCACGGUUCCAUCAUUUACCACCCAUCCAUCCUACCCAGACACAGAGGAGCUUCUGCUAUCAACUGGACUCUAAUUAUGGGAGAUAAGAAAGCUGGAUUUUCUAUUUUCUGGGCUGAUGAUGGAUUAGAUACAGGACCCAUCCUUCUGCAGAGAUCAUGUGAUGUCAAACCCAACGACACAGUGGAUGCACUUUACAACCGAUUCCUCUUUCCUGAAGGGAUCAAGGCCAUGGUAGAAGCUGUCCAACUCAUAGCAGAUGGAAAAGCCCCUCGAGUUCCUCAGCCAGAGGAGGGAGCAACCUACGAAGGUAUCCAGAAAAAGGAAAACGCUGAGAUUUCCUGGGACCAGUCCGCGGAAGUUUUACAUAACUGGAUUCGAGGUCAUGAUAAAGUCCCUGGAGCCUGGUCAGAGAUAAAUGGACAGAUGGUCACUUUCUAUGGCUCGUCAUUACUGAGUAGCUCCGUGCCUGCUGGAGAACCGCUGGAAAUUAAAGGUGCCAAGAAGCCUGGCCUUGUUACCAAAAAUGGACUUGUUCUUUUUGGUAACGAUGGAAAAGCCCUGAUGGUGAGAAGCCUGCAGUUUGAAGAUGGAAAGAUGAUUCCUGCCUCGCAGUACUUUGCAAGGGGUGAGGCGUCAGUGGUGGAACUUACAGCUGAAGAGAUGAAGGUGGCGGAGACCAUCAAGGUCAUCUGGGCUGGAAUUUUAAGCAACAUCCCUGUCAUUGAAAACUCCACGGACUUCUUUAAAUCUGGAGCGAGAUCGAUGGAUGUCGUGAGGCUGGUUGAAGAGAUCAGACAGAAAUGUGGCGGCCUUCAGUUACAGAAUGAAGACGUCUACAUGGCCACCAGGUUUGAAGACUUCAUCCAAAAGGUCGUGAGGAAGUUGAGAGGAGAAGACCAAGAGGAGGAGCUGGUAGUGGAUUAUGUCGCAAAGGAGGUCAAUGAAAUGACAGUAAAAAUGCCGUAUCAGUGUUUCAUAAAUGGACAGUUCACAGAUGCAGAUGAUGGGAAGACUUACGACACCAUCAACCCAACAGAUGGAUCUACAAUAUGCAAAGUAUCCUAUGCCUCCUUGGUGGACGUCGAUAAAGCUGUAGCGGCAGCGAAGGAUGCCUUUGAAAACGGUGAAUGGGGAAGAAUGAAUGCCCGAGAGAGAGGAAGACUGAUGUACAGACUUGCAGACCUACUGGAAGAAAACCAAGAAGAGCUGGCAACCAUUGAAGCCCUUGACUCAGGUGCUGUCUACACCUUGGCUCUGAAGACUCACAUUGGAAUGUCUGUGCAAACCUUCAGAUACUUUGCUGGCUGGUGUGACAAAAUUCAGGGCUCAACGAUCCCCAUCAACCAGGCCCGUCCGAAUCGCAACCUGACCUUCACCAGGAAGGAGCCGCUGGGGGUCUGCGCCAUCAUCAUCCCCUGGAACUACCCGCUGAUGAUGCUGGCCUGGAAGAGCGCCGCCUGCCUGGCUGCGGGCAACACCCUGGUGCUGAAGCCCGCGCAGGUCACGCCCUUGACUGCUUUGAAGUUUGCAGAGCUCUCGGUGAAGGCAGGCUUUCCCAGGGGGGUCAUCAACAUCAUCCCAGGCUCAGGGGGUGUGGCAGGACAACGCCUUUCUGAACACCCCGACAUCCGCAAACUCGGGUUCACUGGUUCCACUUCUAUUGGCAAACAGAUCAUGAAGAGCUGUGCCGUGAGCAACCUGAAGAAAGUGUCGCUUGAGCUCGGUGGCAAGUCCCCACUUAUAAUCUUCAAUGACUGUGAACUUGACAAGGCCGUGCGAAUGGGCAUGGGUGCGGUGUUCUUCAACAAGGGAGAGAACUGCAUCGCGGCUGGGCGACUGUUUGUGGAAGAAUCCAUUCACGACGAAUUCGUGACCAGAGUGGUGGAAGAAAUUAAAAAGAUGAAAAUUGGUGAUCCACUUGACAGAUCUACUGAUCAUGGGCCCCAAAAUCAUAAAGCCCAUCUGGAAAAGCUGCUGCAAUACUGUGAAGCUGGAGUGAAGGAGGGGGCCACCUUGGUGUAUGGGGGAAGACAAGUCCAAAGGCCAGGGUUUUUUAUGGAACCAACUGUGUUCACGGAUGUGGAAGACCACAUGUUCCUUGCCAAAGAGGAAUCCUUUGGGCCUAUAAUGGUCAUUUCUAAAUUCCAAAAUGGCUUUCUUGUCGUCCUGAAAACACCUCGCAGGGACAUCGAUGGGGUGCUGCAGCGAGCCAAUAACACGGAGUACGGCUUGGCCUCCGGGGUUUUCACCAGGGACAUAAACAAAGCCAUGUACGUGAGCGAAAAACUCGAAGCAGGAACCGUGUUUAUUAACACCUACAACAAGACAGACGUGGCAGCCCCGUUUGGUGGCGUGAAACAAUCUGGCUUCGGAAAAGACUUAGGUGAGGAAGCUCUAAACGAAUACCUCAAAACCAAAACUGUGACCCUGGAGUAUUAGGACAGCACCAGCACGGGACACGGGAGACAGGCCAAGCCACUGCUCAACUUCCGGAAGAACCUGGCAAGCUGAAGAAGGCGGGACCAGCCAGCAGCCAAAACCUGCACUCCAGGACCAUGAGGAGGGUCAGGCCAUGUCUGAGCAUUUACACGUGUGCCUAGUAUUUCCUAACGCACCUUUCAAACCUUAAAAUGAUUGGCAAUUGUUGGGUUUUGACUAUGUUUAUGUAUCAUGCAUAUUUCUAAAAUACCACGGUCAUUUUCCCUGUCAAGAUUAAUCUAAUGCCUUUUUAUUAUAUUUAUUAUAUAUUUUUAUUGGGUUAUGAUCAUAGAAUAUCCUACCUUACUUUUUCUUUCCCAUUAGGUCAGUCUGAUGCUGAAAGAACUAUAAUAACAAACUCUGCUGUAAUUGUUUUUUGGGGAAUACCUGUUUGUAACUGUGUAACCAUUUCUUGUCUGAUGUGUUAAAAACUUUAAAUCACAUCUUUUUGAUGUUGGAAAAAAAAUUAACCUAUCCCUGGCCGGUCCAUCUUGAAAACAUCAAUAUCAAGCAGCUAUAUGAUAUAAGGUAAAUUUAUUAGACUCUUUAUAUGUGUGCAGGUUUUAACUCCUAUAGCAUACCUAUGGGUUAUUAAAAAGAUUUUCUAUAAUUUUGCUUUUAAGGAACAGUAUAGCCUGUGAAAAAUGGGAAGGUAAUUUUUUUUCCUUUCAUAUUUGGAGUAAGAUCCAUCUUUGUGUCUUUGAUGCUCUUUCUGAACCCACUGUGAGGGUGAUCAACCCACAAACAUUCCUCGAGGAUCUAGUUACCUAGUAGGUAGGUCAUGGUACUACUAUAUUAUGUUCUGAGGCAUAUACGAAAUUUAAUAACAUGAUCUUUGACUCCACGUAGCUUCAAUUUUACUGAACAGACUACAAAGUGAAUUUUAAAGUAAGAUAGAAUGGAAAGUAAACAGGCUUUGAAGGCCGAUCUUGGUUCACAUCAGACUACCUAGGGGACUCUGGGAAAUGAACACAACUUCUCUGCGCCUCAGUUUCCUUGUGGGUAAAACAGGAAUAGCAGUGCCUUCCUCAGGGCCCUUGUCACGAGGAUUUGAUGCAAUAAUAUAAGAAAAGCACGGCCGGGCGCGGUGGAACACACCUGUCAUCGCAGCUGCUCGGGAGGCUGAGGCAGGAGCAUUGCGAGUUCAAGGCCAGCCUCAGCAACUGAGUGAAACCCUGUCUCAAAAUGCAGCCAGUGGCAGGGCUGGGGAAUAGCUCAGUUGGUAGAGUGCUUGCUUUGCAUGCACAAGGCCCUGGGUUCAAUUCCUGGCACCACCAAAAAAAAAAAAAAAUCCUAAAAUGCGGCCAGUGGGAGAACACUGGUCUAGUAUGUGUGAGGCCCUGGGUUCGAUCCCCAGCACUAUCCAGAAAAAAGAAAAGCACCUGGCCUUGCCUGUGGCUCAGGGUACAUGCUAACGUCGGCUGUUUUCCUCCGUCACUCCUUAGGAUGACCUCGAGAGGUUAAUAAACUAGGUUCAUUAGUUCCCCAUAGCCUUUUCCGGUAAUCAUCAAUUCUCUGACUAUCGUUGUCACUAUUAUCCUAAUAAGUGCCUGAUACAGCAGGACAAAGAACGAUGGCAGUGCCACCAGGUCGGGUCACCAGGGGCUGCCCUGUCCAUCCCAGGACACCUCCCUUUCCGGUUUUCUACCUACUUACUAGUUCUACUGCUCGCUGGCUGUGUGACCCCGAGAAAGUCAGUACCAGCGUCCCCCAGUCUAGGUCUGGUAUCUAAACAAGGGACAAAUCCCAUCCCACUGGGUACGGCAAGGGUUCAAUCACCUACGCAACGCACGGGGCAAGUCACUGACCUCGGCUGCAGGAACAGCAGCUGUGACCCGCAAAGUACUCGCGUGAGCUCCCAUUCCAGUCAGAAGUAGUUAGGAGGUGAAUCAUCACCUAAUGUGACAAAGGGGAUUUCCUGCAUCACUGAAGUCUCCCGAAAAUGACCGAGCAAUUAACCUCUACUAAUUCUCCUUCUGAAGUACAAUUUCAGUGAACAUUCCUAUGUCUUUGGCUUUGAGGAAGCCACUACUUAUCACUUAGGAGACUAGACGGAGGAAAUGUAAGGCAUCAGUAAACAUCAAAACAACAACAAAACCGAGGCAGAAAACACUUGCAAAGGGAAGAAUACCAGGUUUCAACAGAGCAAUUGUGCCCUGUAAGUCUUUAAAAUUAGAGUUCAUUUGCCAUCAGAAAUUCCAUUGGAAUAAACAUUGGGCCCAAAAUGGCAGUGCAUAUUUGAAUAAAUGACAAAGGUGUUAAUGAUAAGCAACCACCUUUGUUGUCUUUGCUUGUUUCCUUGGCUGCGACAGGGACUCACUAAGUUUCACAGACUGGCCUUGAACUGGAGAUCCUCUUGCCUCUGCCUCCUGAGUACUCAGAAUUCCACCACGCCUGGCAAGUAACCACUUUUAAAUAAAGUGUUUUAACCGAUUUCAUGUGACCUGGAAGAUCAUUUUGUCAAAUUAUUUUAAUAAUAGAAUGGUGGACAAAAAAUGUGCCUAUUCUUCUGAACGGAUUUUAUUCUCUAAUUAGCAUUAAUCUCAGUGGCAGUGUUAUUAAUCCCAAUGAGAAUCUGAUAAAGCUGUGACUCGCUCUGUCUGACCACUUGUAUCCCCAAAUUCAUGUGCGCACACAUCCAUGUAUUUUUAAGGGAUUCACAGACCUCCCAACGGCCACAAAGGACCCCAGAUUAAGAGCUUCUUUCUCUUUAACAAGUUCUAUAAAGUUCUUACGAGUCUAAGUUUUUAUAUCUGAUUGCUUAUCAUAGUUAAAGUCUCCAAUAAAAUUACUAAAUGAAUUUGAAUUAAACAUAACGAUCCACAGCGUGUUGGGUGGUUUAAUUAAUACUUUGGGUAAUUAAAUCAUCAUUGUUCCUUUGAAUCACCGGUUAUCUUGCUAAGCCAGAGGAUAAAGCUGUGAUCUGAUUCACUCCUGAACUGUGGCGUGUGGACACGAAG